UACCAGAACAACAACAAUUUAAAUAUCGAUAUUCUACAAUGUCCUACGAAAAUUGGUUGAAUUAUUUAAAAAGUGCCGAAAAGAAUUCCAUGAUAAGCGGUCGUUGCCGUAAGAUCUUUUACAAAUUCCCCGAUGGUCAACAAAUGGCUGAGGAAUACAGUUUAGAUACGGGCGUUGUGCAAAAGAGAGCCUGGCGCAAAAGUAAACAACUAAUGGGUGAGCCUGAAUGGGAAGUUGAAUUGGGCGAAGAUCCUCGACAAUUGGCCGCAGUUAACGACACUAGUGAUUUACGCAACGAAGAUGGUAGCUUUACUGUUAAAAUCAGUAACACGGAACCAAUAUUAACGAAACGUAUAACAAAGAAAAAUAUCGAAUGGCGUAUUAGAAAUCUGCCCUAUAGUAUAGAGGUUUAUCAAGUCCAAGCAGACCCGGAAAAAAGAGCCAUAAUCGUGAAAACCACUAAUAAAAAAUAUUACAAAGUAAUACCUUUACAGGAUUUAGAUCGUUGUGGCUUAGUGCCAACUCAGGCAAAUAUAUCUGUACAUCAUCAGUACAAUACUUUAAUAAUAACUUAUAAAAAACCUGAACUAUUAUGCGAAAUGGAGGCGCAAGUUUUAUUGCUUUUAAAGGAGGUGGAAACUGAAACUGAUAUGGAAGAAUUAUUACAGGAUUUAUUUAAAAAAUAGUUUUUAAAACUAAUUUUGAUUUUAUUUUAAAUUUUUACUUACAUAUAACACAUAAUAAACAGAGAGAUCAUAACAAAAAAAUG
Molecule: messenger RNA, 769 nt
Organism: Lucilia cuprina (Australian sheep blowfly)
Lineage: Eukaryota; Metazoa; Arthropoda; Insecta; Diptera; Calliphoridae
Product: protein DPCD
Exons: 2
Coding region: 39-686 (215 amino acids)
Source: RefSeq, a predicted model, not a curated record